GAGAGCGGAAGGUCAGGGAGGCUCGGAGCGGAAGUGAGACUAGGGAGUCUGUCCGCCAUUGUGGACCCGAGGAGCGGAGAGCGAGAGGGGGAAGAGCAGCCUGCACGCCGAGCAGAAGGGCCCCCUCCACGGACCCCCGAGCGCGAGGCCGUCUUUCUGGCUUCUCGGCGAGCGGCGGCAGCGGCGGCGGCUGGAUCAGUCACUCGGCCGAGGGCGGCAGCCAACUGCUGUGAGUGCACGGGGAGAGGCCCAGGCGGCGGCGGCGGCGGCGGCGGCGGCGGCAGCAGCAGCUCUCGGGUUGCGGUGAAGAAUGUCAGCCACUAGCGUGGAUCAGAGACCUAAAGGGCAAGGAAAUAAAGGUGGGAAAACAUGAUGCACAGAUCUGUUGACUUUCCUAACUUGAUGUAGUCAGGACCAGAGCAAAGAAUCACCUGGCUCCUAAGGCCCAUGUUCUAUCUUGAUUUGACUCUGCUUCAUAGAGCAGAGGAAACAGGCGAAGAAUCAUUUUCAGUACAAAACGGUUCGAUUCAUCAAAAAGAUGCUGUAAAUGAUGAUGAUUUUGAGCCAUACUUAAGUAGCCAGACAAAUCAGAGUAACAGCUAUCCACCAAUGUCAGAUCCAUACAUGCCUAGUUACUAUGCUCCAUCCAUUGGAUUUCCAUAUUCUCUUGGGGAAGCAGCAUGGUCCACGGCUGGAGACCAACCUAUGCCGUAUCUGACAACCUAUGGACAAAUGAGUAAUGGAGAACAUCAUUAUAUACCAGAUGGUGUGUUUAGUCAACCUGGGGCAUUAGGAAAUACCCCUCCAUUUCUUGGUCAACAUGGAUUUAACUUUUUUCCUGGUAAUGCUGAUUUCUCUACAUGGGGGACAAGUGGAUCUCAGGGACAAUCAACACAAAGUUCUGCUUAUAGUAGCAGUUAUGGCUAUCCACCUAGUUCUCUUGGGAGAGCUAUUACGGAUGGACAGGCUGGAUUUGGCAAUGAUACUUUGAGUAAGGUGCCUGGCAUUAGCAGUAUUGAGCAAGGCAUGACUGGACUGAAAAUUGGUGGUGACCUGACAGCCGCAGUGACAAAAACUGUAGGUACAGCCUUGAGCAGCAGUGGUAUGACUAGCAUUGCAACCAAUAGCGUGCCCCCAGUUAGCAGUGCAGCGCCUAAACCGACCUCAUGGGCUGCCAUUGCCAGAAAGCCUGCCAAACCUCAACCGAAACUUAAACCCAAGGGCAAUGUGGGAAUUGGGGGUUCUGCUGUGCCACCACCUCCUAUAAAACACAACAUGAAUAUUGGAACUUGGGAUGAAAAGGGGUCAGUGGUAAAGGCUCCACCAACCCAACCAGUUCUGCCUCCUCAAACUAUAAUCCAGCAGCCUCAGCCAUUAAUUCAACCACCAACAUUGGUGCAAAGCCAACUGCCUCAACAGCAGCCUCAGCCACCACAACCACAGCAGCAACAAGGACCUCAGCCACAGGCCCAGCCUCACCAAGUGCAGCCCCAACAGCAACAGCUGCAGAAUCGCUGGGUAGCUCCUCGGAAUAGGGGAGCUGGAUUCAACCAGAACAAUGGAGUGGGCGGUGAAAACUUUGGUUUAGGUGUUGUUCCUGUCAGUGCUUCACCUUCUAGUGUAGAAGUGCAUCCAGUGCUGGAAAAGCUAAAGGCCAUAAACAAUUAUAAUCCCAAAGACUUUGACUGGAACCUGAAGAAUGGACGUGUGUUUAUAAUUAAAAGCUAUUCUGAGGAUGACAUACACCGAUCCAUUAAGUACUCUAUCUGGUGUAGUACUGAGCAUGGUAAUAAGCGUUUGGAUGCAGCUUACCGUUCCCUGAAUGGGAAAGGCCCACUCUAUUUACUCUUCAGUGUGAAUGGCAGUGGACAUUUUUGUGGAGUGGCUGAAAUGAAGUCUGUUGUGGACUAUAAUGCAUAUGCUGGUGUCUGGUCUCAGGAUAAGUGGAAGGGCAAAUUUGAAGUUAAAUGGAUCUUUGUCAAAGAUGUUCCCAAUAACCAGUUACGGCAUAUUCGCUUAGAAAAUAAUGACAACAAACCAGUUACCAAUUCAAGGGACACUCAAGAGGUACCCCUAGAAAAAGCUAAGCAAGUGCUUAAAAUAAUUGCUACUUUCAAGCAUACCACCUCAAUCUUUGAUGACUUUGCACAUUAUGAAAAGCGUCAAGAAGAGGAGGAAGCCAUGCGUAGGAGGAAUUCCCCAGGUUGUCUUGCCAGCAAAGCACUCAGUGGAGGAGCCUGCUAGACAUCCUGUCAGGAGAGAAAUAGAAACAAACAAUAACCGUAUGAAGAUGUCCUGUUAGAAUUACAACACUAAUGAUGUAGACUCUGGAAAUGCCUAAUAAGUCAAAGAAGACGUUAUUAAAGCUUUGUUUCUGCUUAAGGUGA
This is a messenger RNA of Neofelis nebulosa (Clouded leopard), 2387 nucleotides long. It is a transcript of the gene YTHDF3, whose product is annotated as YTH N6-methyladenosine RNA binding protein F3. Gene Ontology annotation, molecular function: mRNA binding; N6-methyladenosine-containing RNA reader activity. The coding region runs from base 448 to 2244 and encodes 598 amino acids. The transcript is spliced from 7 exons. Gene Ontology annotation, biological process: mRNA destabilization. The record is from RefSeq and is a predicted model, not a curated record. NCBI's taxonomy places the organism in Eukaryota, Metazoa, Chordata, Mammalia, Carnivora, Felidae. Gene Ontology annotation, cellular component: cytoplasm.